Molecule: messenger RNA, 1351 nt
Organism: Apis laboriosa (Himalayan honeybee)
Lineage: Eukaryota; Metazoa; Arthropoda; Insecta; Hymenoptera; Apidae
Gene: Dnz1
Product: palmitoyltransferase ZDHHC7
Exons: 4
Coding region: 346-1173 (275 amino acids)
Biological process (GO): protein targeting to membrane; peptidyl-L-cysteine S-palmitoylation
Cellular component (GO): endoplasmic reticulum; Golgi apparatus
Molecular function (GO): protein-cysteine S-palmitoyltransferase activity
Source: RefSeq, a predicted model, not a curated record
AAAUAUACAAUGAAGUAGGGAAUGUCACGUGGUUAUUUAAUAACAGUAAUAUCAUGGCGGCCAGUUUAGGCUAGUCAAUAAUGAUCAGUAUUGGUCAGAAAAUUUAUUGUUUGUGUUGUUUUAAGAUAAUUUAGUGAAAUAAAUUUUCUUUUUGUUUAAAUACGAUUCCGAUUUGGUGUUUCAGUGCAAUUGUAGAAUAAAAAGACUUGAGCUUAAAUGGAAUUCUUAAAAAAUGAAUUGAAUUCGUAUAAUGUAAAUUCAAUGAAAAAUGAAGUAAUAUGAAAUCGUUUUAAUCUAUGACGAUAUUUCAUAUAUUUGUUAAUAAAGAGUAUGGAAUAAAUAAAAAUGUUUGUAAAAGACCCUUGUGGGAUCGUGUGUAUCAUAAUUACAUACGUUGCUGUCUUUUAUGCAGAUUACGUCGUCGUACGUUGGGUUAUCCUGCAUAGUUUACAAGACAGUCUAUGGGGUCCUUUUCAUGUUGUGGCUUUCAACACCAUUGUAUUAUUAUUGAUAACAUCACAUUUGAAGGCAGUCUGCAGUGAUCCUGGUGUUGUGCCACUACUUCAAAGUCGUAUGGACUUUUCUGACAUUCAUACAGAUAAUCCAGAAACAAAAAUUGAAUGUGAUGAAAGAGACAGUUGGACUGUUUGUACUAGAUGUGAAACAUACAGACCACCUAAAGCAUGUCACUGUAGAAUUUGUAAACGAUGUGUUAGGAGAAUGGAUCAUCAUUGUCCAUGGAUAAACAACUGUGUUGGAGAACGAAAUCAAAAGUACUUUAUUCAAUUUCUGAUCUAUGUUGGAAUAUUGGCCCUCUAUGCUCUAGGCUUGGUGAUAACCUCAUGGAUUUUAGAAUGUUCUCGAUGCAGUAAUGAUAUAGCUGUCAAACAGAGUCGCAUCUUACACUGUGUUAUAUUGGUAUUGGAAUCAGCACUGUUUGGUAUGUUUGUCAUCGCAAUGCUUGUAGACCAAUUUCAAGGUAUCCUGGGAGAAGAAAAUAUAAUGGAACAUAUGCAGAAUAGUCAUCAUUAUAAAAGAAACAGUUCACGUACUUUGAUUUUACUUUCCGAAGUUUGUGGUAAAAGCCAUCCAAUUUUAUGGAUGUUUCCUUGCCAAAAUCCACCACGUUAUACUUUUCGAAAAGAUGCGUACCUGAUAGAUCAUGAAGUUUAGAUAAAUGUUUGAUUGCACAUUAUGAAGUAAAAGCUUUUGUUAUGGCUUUGUUUGCCAUAAGUACUUUUUUAUAUUACAGAAGUUUCUAUUAUUUAAGUACGAUUAAUGAAUUAAAACAUCAUACAUCAUGAUAUAUGAAAAACAAAGAUUUACAUAAUUACAAUUGUUUAUAUAAACA